Cladocopium goreaui is the source of this 732-nucleotide messenger RNA. Lineage: Eukaryota; Dinophyceae; Suessiales; Symbiodiniaceae. The record is from the annotation of a GenBank genome assembly.
AUGAAGCUGAUCAGUGCUGCGGCGGCCGCUGCCUUAUUCUUCUCCAGCGAAGCAGAGACACCAGACUCCGACCCUGAGUGUGAGCAGCCAGAGGAACUGUGGAGGGAGAUGGUCCAGAAUGUCACGGUGGGCGUUUUGUCCGCCUUCCUCGGCGAUGCUGUGAUUUUCUUUUUGUUUUUCGUGCAACUGCGUCAGCCGAAGCCGGAAGUUGAGUGGACAGACGAAUUGAAAGAGAACUAUCGCAGAAGAUGGCGGUGCAGAAGUGUGGUUUUCUGGAGCAUCUCCAUAGUUCACAUUGGCGCAUGCGUGUUGUAUUGCCUAAGUUUCCUUGCCAAUGUCUCAGUUGAAGAUGCGGCUGAAUGGCUGGAGAGUUGUGGUGUGACAUUGCUUCAGGAUUUGAUCAUUUUGCCUUUGCUAAUGGCAUUGGUACUCGCAAGCCUUGCAACCCUUGCAGUUACAUGCAGCCGGAAAGUGCACAGAAGCUACUGGAUUCCGGAAGAUAUUGGGGAUGCGCCGAAUGCUUCGGAUGCCCCGGAUCUGGAGGGCCCCCAGUGCAUUGGCUUCACCGCCCCCACUGAGGACGACUGGUUUGUAGCCCAAAUUCCAGCAGUAACAGAAGAAGAUCAUUCAGAUGAGGAUUCAGAAGGCCCGGUGAUUGUCAAAAACGUUGAUAGUGAUUCCUGUGCUGGGAGCCUCAUACAAGAGAGCAUUAUCACCGAGAUUCGUGUUUGA